CAGUGCCAUAACAGCUGGAUGCUACUCGGCUAACGAGCUUAGCAGAGCAGCAGCUGCAGACCCCGGCGUCCAGUCGCUGCCAGUCACUGUGUCAGAUCGAGGAUGGACCACUGUGAUUAGUGAGGAUGAGAAGUCGCAGUAACUCAGGAGUGAGGCUGGAUGGCUAUGCAAGGCUGGUCCAAGAGACUAUCUUAUGCCUCCAGAACCCAGUGACAGGGCUCCUGCCGGCCAGCACCCAGCAGAGGGAUGCCUGGGUCAGAGAUAAUGUUUACAGUGUCCUCUCUGUGUGGGGGCUUGGCAUGGCCUACCGCAAGAAUGCAGACCGGGACGAAGACAAGGCCAAGGCCUAUGAGCUGGAGCAGAGUGUGGUGAAACUGAUGCAGGGACUUCUUCAGUGCAUGAUGAGACAGGUGGACAAGGUGGAGAAUUUCAAACGCACGCAGAGUACAAAAGAUUGCCUGCAUGCCAAAUACCACACUCCCACAUGUGCCACAGUGGUGGGGGAUGACCAGUGGGGGCAUCUGCAGGUGGAUGCCACCUCCAUUUACCUGCUGGUGCUGGCACAAAUGACAGCUUCAGGUCUUCGCAUCAUCUCCAACCUGGAUGAGGUAGCCUUCAUCCAGAACUUGGUCUUCUACAUAGAGGCUGCCUACAAAGUGGCGGAUUAUGGGAUGUGGGAGCGAGGUGACAAGACCAACCAAGGCAUCCCUGAGCUCAAUGGCAGCUCUGUAGGCAUGGCGAAGGCAGCUUUGGAGGCCAUAGAUGAGCUGGAUCUUUUUGGCGCCCAUGGAGGGCCAAAGUCAGUCAUCCAUGUUUUACCUGAUGAAGUGGAACACUGCCAGUCCAUCCUGUGCUCCAUGCUGCCGAGGGCUUCAACCUCAAAGGAGAUUGACGCUGGUCUUCUGUCCGUCAUCUCCUUCCCUGCCUUCGCUGUUGAGGAUGCUGACCUGGUGGCCGUCACCAAGUCUCAGAUCAUAAACAAACUGCAGGGUCGCUAUGGAUGCUGCCGCUUUAUCAGAGAUGGGUAUCGUUGUCCCAGAGAGGACCCGUCUCGUCUACACUACGACCCCGCCGAGCUUAAGCUGUUUGAGAAUAUUGAAUGUGAGUGGCCUGUGUUCUGGACAUACCUCAUUCUGGAUGGCAUUUUCACUGGAGACCAAGAGCAGGUGCAGGAGUACCGUGAGGCGCUGGAGGGCAUUCUCAUUAGAGGAAAGAACGGCAUCCGACUGGUGCCUGAGCUCUAUGCUGUGCCGCAUGAGAAGGUGGAGGAGGAGUACGGCAACCCUCACACGGUGGACAGAGUGGCCCUGGGGCAGCUGCCUCACAUGUGGGGACAGUCGCUCUACAUCUUGGGCUGCCUUUUGGCCGAGGGUUUCCUGGCACCAGGAGAAAUAGAUCCACUCAACAGGAGAUUCUCCACAAACUUUAAGCCUGAUGUUGUGGUACAAGUUUGUGUUCUAGCAGAGUCGCAAGAGAUCCAGGAGUUCCUGAGCGACCACGGCAUCGAGGUCCAGACGGUGUCGGAUGUGCUGCCCAUCAGGGUCUUGCCCGCUCGCAUCCUCAGCCACAUUUAUGUCAGACUGGGGAACUGUAAGAAACUGAAUCUGAGUGGGCGGCCGUACAGACACAUCGGAGUUCUGGGAACAUCCAAGUUCUAUGAGAUCAGAAACCGCUCCUACACGUUCACCCCUCAGUUUCUGGAUCAGCACCAUUUCUACCUGGCGCUGGACAACCAGAUGAUUGUGGAGAUGCUGCGUACAGAACUGGCGUAUCUCUCCUCAUGCUGGAGAAUGACUGGACGGCCCACGCUCACGUUCCCCAUCACCCACAGCAUGCUGGUUGAAGAUGGUGACGGAAUUGAUCCAUGUAUCCUAGCAACCUUGAGGAAGCUACAAGACGGCUACUUUGCAGGAGCCAGGGUGCAGAUGUCAGAUCUCUCCAGUUUCCAGACCACCUCCUUCCACACUCAGCUCAGUUUCCUAGACGAGGAGAAUGAUGAUGACUUACUGCAGGAUGAGGAAGAAGAAGAAGAUGAGGAAUAUGAAGAGGAGGCUAACUACAGGCAUCCAGGUGGCUCAGAAGGCAUGAUCGACCAGUACCUCAACAAGCUGCUCCACAGCACCUCCAAGUGCCAUCUCCCUCCCAUCCAAAGAGGGCAGCACCACGUCUUCAGUGCUGAACACACCACCAGAGACAUCCUGUCUCUCAUGGCCCAGGUUAAGGGCCUCAACCUGUCCUCAUCAUCCAUGUAUCUACCUGUAACUCCUGCCAUGAGCAAACACCGCAAAUCUCUCAAUCUACUUGACGUCCCCCAUGUUCAGCACAGCUCCCAGCCAAAGCAACACAAGGUGCACGGUGCUGCUGAUCUGCACCUGCCUCGGGACUCCCAGGGCAACACGGACUUUGCCGGACUGGUGCGACAGCUGAGAGAGUGUCCCACUCUGCAGGACCAGGCCGACAUCCUCUACAUUCUUUACAUCAUGAAAGGAGCUGAUUGGCUGGUGGAGGUGUCAGGUCCGGGCCAGGGCGGGGCGAGUGUGCGCUCCCUGCUGGAGGAGCUGUAUGUGCAGGCCGGAGCCUGUAAGGAGUGGGGACUCAUCAGAUACAUCUCUGGAAUACUGCACAAGAGGGUGGAGGUCCUGGCCGAGGCCUGCACAGAUCUGAUUUCCCAUCAUAAACAGCUGACAGUGGGUCUACCUCCUGAACCCAGAGAGAGAGUUAUCACAGCUCCACUUCCUCCUGAGGAGCUGAACUCUCUAAUCUAUGAAGCCAGCGGUCAGGACAUCAGCAUAGCUGUGCUCACUCAGGAAAUCAUGGUCUAUCUAGCCAUGUAUGUCCGCUCCCAGCCCGCUCUGUUUGGAGAUAUGCUCAGACUCAGGAUAGGACUCAUCAUGCAAGUAAUGGCCACGGAGCUGGCUCGCAGCCUGCACUGCUCUGGUGAGGAAGCGUCUGAAAGCCUGAUGAGCUUGAGUCCGUUUGACAUGAAGAACUUGCUGCAUCACAUCCUCAGCGGCAAGGAGUUUGGAGUGGAGAGGAGCAUGCGGCCUAUCCAGUCGACAGCCACCAGCCCUGCCAUCUCCAUCCAUGAACUAGGUCACACUGGAGCCACCAAGACUGAGCGCACAGGGAUCCGCAAGCUCAAGAGCGAGAUCAAGCAGAUCUUUGGCGGUGGUCUUUCCAUGAGUAGCAAUGUCACUUCUCCCCGCUCUACGCGCUGUAGCAGCCCGUCCACCCCCAGCGGGAUCCUGUCCCCGGUGGGUCCGGGUCCAGGCGACGGGCAGCUGCAGUGGGAGGAGAAGCAGGGCCAGUGGCUGAGGAGGCGCAGGCUGGAUGGAGCUAUCAACAGAGUGCCGAGGGGUUUCUACCAGAAGGUCUGGAAGAUCCUCCAGAAGUGCCACGGUCUGUCCAUCGAUGGAUAUGUCCUGCCCUCCUCCACCACCCGAGAGAUGACGGAGGGAGAGAUCAAGUUUGCGGUGCAAGUGGAGUCGGUCCUGAACCACGUCCCUCAGCCAGAGUACCGGCAGCUGCUGGUGGAGACUGUCAUGGUUCUGGGCCUGGUUGCUGAUUUGGAAGUGGACAACAUCGGUGGCAUCAUCCAUGUCGACCGCAUCCUACACAUGGCCAAUGACCUGUUCCUCGGUGACCAGAAAUCCCACAGUGCCAGCGACUAUUUCCUCGAGAAGGACCCAGCCACCGGUAUCUGCAACUUCUUCUACGAUAGCGCCCCUAGUGGCAGCUACGGGACCAUGACCUAUCUGUCCAAGGCUGUGGUCACUUAUGUCCAAGACUUCCUGCCGAGUUCCAGCUGCCUGAUGCAGUGAAGAUCCAGGCUAGCAGGUCUCACUGCUUUUCACAUCUUGAGAGAAACCUAGAGCUGAAGGAUCUACUGACCCAAGGCAGCAAAGCUUCCUAUUAUCAGCUCAUAUAAUUCAUAUGGUGCUUUGUCUGAUGAACUUCUCAGUAUUAUAUCAUUAAUGAAUGCUGUAGCUCUGACAUAUUACACCAUAGCCUUUGCAGCUGAUUGCAAACCUCUAAUUUAAUUUUUGUGACCCAGGACUGUGAACCUAUUUAUUACUUCCAACAUGCUGCUCAGUAUGUUUACAGCCAGUAACUAACAUGCAUAUCAUGCAGUGGCGGAGCCAGACAGUUUUCAUCGAGGUGGCCAGAUUUGGAACAGUUUUUACAUUGGAGUGGCACAGAAAUCAGUGUCUUGAUCAGUGUUUUUUUCUGCAUCGCGCAGCAAUGUAGGCCGCACCAUUAGGAAUCAUAAUGGCAACAACAAUUUUUUCUCUUCAAUAGAUAAAGCAUUCUCUGACACACCUGAAAUUAGCACACUUUUUAAAUUGGAAUUACACCAUGUAUAACAUACAGUACAUUAUUUGUCAAACCUUGCCAACAAUAAUGCAUUUUAGGGAUUUAAGAUGCCCCUACAGUGUAUAAGUUAGAUAUGGCAUUAACCUGAAACAUCACCAACAACAUUAAAUUUGUUUUUACAGGUUAAUGCAUCAAUAAUCUAACCCUCUGAAAGGGACCACUCUUCAGAUUGAAUAUUUACAGACUUACUCAGCAUACUAUCAAGGACAGAGUAGAGCAAACAAUCACGAAAAGUGUCCUUGUUCUGAUCAGGAAUGGUAGAUUUAUAAAAUUGUCCAUUUAAGCAGCAAAACAUACUCCCUUUCUCGACAAGCUAGCAUUACAUGCUUGGCACCUAUGUAUUCCUCAAGGUCUCUACUUUCACCUGACACAGCUGUCUUCAAGCUAUGUUAAACAGUGACUGCCCUGCCACCGGUGAAAUGUCAGCUAAUGACCUCAUCCGCAAACAGGUACAGUGUGUUUAAUAGUAGUGUCCAGUUAAUACUGAUGCCGAGUUAGCUAAGAUAAGAUAAGAUAAUGUAUUAUUUUGUGUACCCUCUAGAAAAAUUUUUAAAGAAAAAAUACACUCAAAGAACAAACAAAUACAACCAGUGACUGUGAACCCCAUGUUUUUAGUCCCAUUUUGUCUUUUGGCAGUGUAUUUUUACUCGCUAAAUUGGGACGAUGUAAUGUCAUAUCAAGAUAUUUCCAGCCAGGGGUGCUGCGGCAGUGUAGAAAUAUGGUUCCACACAGGAAAAAAUUUUUAAAAAUCUGUGAUGUGGUGCUUGGGGUGGCCAGGCUUCAGCGUAUGGUGGCCGUGGCCAGCCCGAGCCCCCCCUCGGCUCCGCCACUGAUAUCAUGUAAAUGGAAUCUUGGCAUGAAUAUUUAUCAAGACAAUAUAUCUGUGUGCUCGCAGUCUUGUAUGUGUGAGAAUAUUGUUGGAAGUUACUUGAGCUGUUACCGAUUCUCUGAGUGUGGAUAUGCCACUUAUAGUGUAAUUCAGUGUUGUCAAGUGUUGUCGUUAAAACUUAAUUGCUCUAUUUGUAUAUUCAUAUUAAUUAACCUGUGUGGAGAUGAGAAUCCUAUUUUCUUUGAAUGCAAGGAGGCUGGCGAUAAUGUGAUUUUUCUGUUGCUUGUUUGUUGUCUGUACUCUAUUGUCCAAUGUAUGAAAAUGUCCAAUAUCUAAUUCAUCCAUCUGUCCUCAUGUGAAUGUGACAAUGCAAGCAUUUACGAAGGUUUUACCACUGAUUUGGGUACAAGCUGACAUUUGGCCUGUACCUCACAGUAUUUAACUUCUGUCUUUCUUAAGCUAUUCCUUCAGGACUGAAGAGCGUCAAGUUGUUUGGUUUGCUAAUACUCAUGCCAUGAGGUACUAAUAAUGUAAGAAAUCGCAUAACCUCUGGAAAAAUCUUUAAAGGAAAAAUCCAAAUAACAAAUACUGUGGGAAAAUACAGCUUUUGGCUGUGUGUCUCAUAUUUUUAGUCCCAUUUGUUUUUUUUUUUAUUUUUUUUACUACAGCAGAUAACUGGCCAAAUGUGGACAAACAUCAGUGUAACAUCACAUCCACAUAUUUCCAGUGUAGCUACCGUAAAAUGUUUGAUAUCAGAAAUUAUUUCAGCAAUCUAAAACAUCAACGGUAAACCUCAGGUUGUGGUACAUACAGGGAGGAAUUCAGUGUAGAAGAAGUAGAAGAGAAAAUUUCACUAACUGAAGCAGAGGUAGAUGAGGCAGGUUUAGGAAAAGUGGAUGCGCACACACAAAACUCAUAACUAAAUAAAUAAAACAUAUGGAACACACAGUGCAUCAAAAACUGGUGAUCUAACAGUGUAGAGGUAUUUGAUGGUGGAUUUUUCCUUUAAGACUCCAGUACAAACUAGAGCUUUAUAUAUGCAUGAUGUGUGUGUGUGUGUGUAUGGUUGUAAAGUAUGGUCCCACGGAGGUGAAGUGUAUGUUGCAAAAAGGCUUACGUUUGAGAAUGGUGUUGUUACACACAGCCUUUGUCAGAGAGAGAAAGUUUCACGGAUACUUCAUUUUAGAAAGAAAAAUGGCAUGUGAACGAGACAAGUGCAGAUUGUUGACAUUUAUUGCUUGAGGUUUAAAAAAUAUCAUUUCAUUUAUUUCAUACCAGAACAGAAUAUAGUAUACAUAUACAAGAAAAUAUAAAAUACAGAUUAUAUAUUAAUUAUUGAGAGAUAUUGCAAUUGCCCUUUAAUUCUCAUUCUGUUUAUUUACAUUGUGUUUAUUAACAUAUUUUUGAACUACUUAAAUUAUG
Molecule: messenger RNA, 6625 nt
Organism: Myripristis murdjan (pinecone soldierfish)
Lineage: Eukaryota; Metazoa; Chordata; Actinopteri; Holocentriformes; Holocentridae
Gene: phka2
Product: phosphorylase kinase, alpha 2 (liver)
Exons: 32
Coding region: 126-3821 (1231 amino acids)
Biological process (GO): glycogen metabolic process
Cellular component (GO): phosphorylase kinase complex
Molecular function (GO): calmodulin binding
Source: RefSeq, a predicted model, not a curated record